Messenger RNA from Venturia canescens, 3353 nucleotides. RefSeq names its product facilitated trehalose transporter Tret1-like. Gene Ontology annotation, cellular component: membrane. Gene Ontology annotation, biological process: transmembrane transport. NCBI's taxonomy places the organism in Eukaryota, Metazoa, Arthropoda, Insecta, Hymenoptera, Ichneumonidae. The coding region runs from base 495 to 2138 and encodes 547 amino acids. The record is from RefSeq and is a predicted model, not a curated record. Gene Ontology annotation, molecular function: transmembrane transporter activity. The transcript is spliced from 8 exons.
AAUAGCUUGCGGUCAGUCGCGGUUCGACCAUCGCGCCGUCGACACGUACAAAUUUUUUUAGUUUAUCCUCGCCCGUUUUCUUCCUAAAUAUAUUUAGGACUCUUUUGUUUCAUUUCUUUUUCCAUCUCAUACAAUCAGGGCCGAGUCCGAAGUCCAAAAGUUGUCGCGUCGCCGGAUUUUUUCUACGAUAUUUCUCGCGCGGGCCCUCCGCCGAUAAACGUUAUUUAAUUUUUAAUCGUUUUAAUACUUUUGUGUAUGUGGACGACCCGUCUGAUCACCGAACGACUCAUAUAGUUCCUAAAACGACGGCUGCCGAUAAAAUGGCGGAGAAAAGUUGACGGUGCGUUCGGGUCGGGUCCACGGAGAAGAGAAAUAACCAAAAUUCCACGGCGCUGUCGUCGAGCAAAACAACAGACAAUAACGCAGUAAAAACAAAACCAAAAAUAAACGACUGCGAGUCAGUAUUUUUGUUGGCUGUGUCGGAAUAAACGAUCAUGGAUCCUUAUUCAUUGAGUGUGGAGCGCGAGGCGUCGAAAAACAUCGAGGAAAACGAGAGGGAAUGUUUCAAGGACGCAAUUGUUUCGAGUCGGAGUCUCAACAAGGGUUUCGUCGAACCGAUUCAACUAAAAAAUGCCGUGCCCGAGAUCGUGGCGUGCGUGCUGGCGGCCAGUUUCCACAUUGCCGUAGGACUGAGUAUGGCCUACUCGGCCAUCCUGAUUCCUCACUUGGAAAAAAAAGAUUCCGAGAUUCCCGCGACAAAAGACCAAACUUCGUGGAUAGCGAGUGUAAUCGUAAUAACGGCACCGCUGGGCUCUCUGAUCGGUGGUGUCUUGAUGGAAUGGGUGGGCAGACUCAGGACCCUUCAAAUUGGUGCGAUUCCUUGCAUCGCGGGCUGGAUCCUGAUCGCACUGGCGGAAAAUAUUCCGAUGAUAUUGGUAGGUCGAGUGUUGGCGGGCCUCGCUUCGGCGAUGGCAACUUCGCCGGCCAUAGUGUACAUAACGGAAGUGGCGAGACCGGAACUGCGCGGCUCUCUCAUGUCAUUCGGUCCGACACUGGCGUCCUUUGGGAUGGUGCUUUCGUACGCGAAGGGCGCAUUGCUUUCGUGGCGGCUGGUCGCUUGGUUGAGCAUCAUCUACACCUCGGUGCCGAUUUUGCUCGUCCAACUUUUCGUCCCUGAAUCGCCUGUUUGGUUGGUCUCCAAGGGUCGAACGGUCGAGGCUAGAAAAUCUCUCGAAUGGUUUUACAAAUCGGAAGCAAAAGCGGGCAGAGUAUCGGCGGCUGAUCAUCAAUUUACUACGAUUAUGAAAGAGAACGAGAUUAAAUUGAACGAGCAGAGACGCAGCAAGCACGGCGGCUUUUCGACCAAAGUUCGUGCCUUCCUCAAACCAACCGGAUGGAAACCUUUAUUUAUACUUUUCUUCUUCUUUCUUUUUCAACAAUUUUCCGGGAUUUAUAUCACCCUCUUUUACGCCGUUACAUGGUUCGAGGAAGUUGGAGCCGGAGUUGACCCCUAUCUGGCCUCGAUUCUCGUCGGACUCACACGUUUCUUUUGUUCGAUGGUUAAUACUUGGCUUCUGAGGAGAUACAAGAGGCGACCUCUCUGCAUUAUAUCCUCCCUUGGAAUGACAGUAUGCAUGAUCGUCUCGGGUUAUUUCACCCUGAGAAUAAACGAGGGUGAUCGUGCCGGUGCUUGGAUACCUGUCGUCUGUUUGCUUCUUUAUGUAUGCACUUCGAUGAUCGGGAUGCUUACAAUCCCUUGGACCAUGACCGCCGAAUUGUUCCCCACCGAAAUUCGUGGCAUUGCUCAAUCCUUCAGCUACGCAAUGGCCAACGUUCUUAUGUUUGCUGCUGUGCAAAGUUAUCGAGGACUCAGCGACUUUUUGGGAGGUGCACACGCAAUUCAAUGGUUUUUCGCGGCUGUAUCGCUCGGAUCGGCAGUAUUCGUUUGGCUGCUUUUACCCGAGACUCACGGCAAGAAGCUUUCCGAGAUCGAGGAAUACUUCCACAACAAUUUCCUAGCGGUUGGGGCUGAAGCGAAGGCGCGCAAGAGGCGUGCACAGAAACGAGCGCAGAAGAAGAACCAAGCGGCGGUGACGGCACCCCUGAAUCCAAAAUCGGGUAUACCGGAGAACGUCUGAAAUUCAUUUUGUUCGAAAUGAAAAUGGACAAUUGGAAAGAUCAAUACGAAAACUCAUUCGCAAUGAGUAAACAAAACUUAGGAAUACAUUUUUCGUAACAGGCGAUUUAGGUUAACGACGGCAAUCGAACAAAGCCGAGGCUUUUUGGCUGCUUGCAUUCGCCAUUUACUUGAUACGCCCCAUUAAGCACAUACGACACGAAAACGACAAUGAUAGAGGAAGAUGAACGAAUAGAUUAAGGUGCGGUGAUCCUGCCGAGAGUCUUUCACCAUUCGGUCGAUUACUUCUAUUGAAUUUAUAUAUAUAUAUAUAAGCAUACACCCGCAUAUAUUCAUGUAUACAUAUUAUAAAUGAAACAUGAAAAAAAAAAUAUAUACAUUGUCGUCCGAAAGUGGCCUUUGUGAUGCAUUUUGCACGGUCAAAAUAUAAUCCGUGUAGUACAUGGAAGAUAUAUUCUGUGGUGGCUCGUCUUUUCCUGGCGGACACACAAUUUGUACAUUUGUAUUUGUCCCAUUAAACGAAUUGUCAACGUCCCUCUCGCACAAUUGUAACAAUAAUAUCUUCAUAAUAGUCACUCGAGUACAUAAAUUCGUGUGUAUACACGUAUUACGGAACAUAACAAAGGUUCGAAAAAGACCACCCUGAAAGAUAAUUUUCUAAUGGCCUCGGUUGUGUACUUUAAUUAUAGAGUUUGAACGAAUUCAAUGAAAUAUUUGAAGCGAACGAAUAUGUAAGAAUCGUGUUUCUCAAUGGUUUCAUGACUCUUUGGUGAAUUGACGUCAGUGUACCAGAAUCUAUAAGACAAAGGUCUGAAUGAAGUAACGAAACAGUAUAUUUGAAAAAUUGUAAGAAAUACUUACCGUUAACAUUAUUAUAUUAUUAUAAUUCCUAUUAUUGUGAUGGCUAUGAAUGCCGAGAGUGCCCUUCCGCAUUACUUAUUCGUUCAGUUUUUUUUUCUUUACCCCCGUCUCCCACGGUUUAUGAACACAGAGUAUGCGUACAGUUAAAUAUUUAAAUAUUUUCUUAUACACUUGCCCACAAAUUGUACCUCUGGAUAGUCCAUUUUUAUGUAUCGCGUUUUUUUUCCCGAGUCUACGUUUUGCCAUUGAUGAAAAACAAAACAAAGCAAAAAAGACAUUCGCAUACAACCUGAUUAUGUUUAAAAAAAAUGUAAUUAAUAAAGAUACAAAGCGUUUUGUGAUGAAAACAACAAAA